This is a messenger RNA of Saprolegnia parasitica CBS 223.65, 688 nucleotides long. RefSeq lists its product as hypothetical. Bases 15 to 602 code for a protein of 195 amino acids. Gene Ontology annotation, molecular function: acyltransferase activity, transferring groups other than amino-acyl groups. The transcript has a single exon. Lineage: Eukaryota; Oomycota; Saprolegniomycetes; Saprolegniales; Saprolegniaceae. The record is from RefSeq and is a predicted model, not a curated record.
GGACCGUUUCAUCAAUGACGAUUGGACUUCGACCGGCCACCUUGGGUGACGCGGCAGGCGUCGCCGCUGUUGUCGCCGAGGGCUGGACCGCCUUCUCGAGCUUCUUGCCGUCGUCUUUUGUAGACGAGCAGAACCGCAGCCACUUGGCCCGGUUCCAAGAGCUCCUUGCGACAUCGAAUCCGAGCUCGACCAUGGUGUUGAUGGUUGCCGUGGAUACGCGUGACGACGGCACCGAGGUGGUCGCUGGCGCCUGCACCGUGGGCACGACGCGCCAGAAGCCUGCGGCCAUCAAGGACCUGUACGCUUACGAGUUGCGCUGCAUUUACGUCCACGCCGCAUACCACGGCCAAGGCCUCGCAAAGAAGCUCUUCCAAGAAGCUCUCCGCGCCUUCCACGUCCCACUCGACGCACCCAUCUUUUGCAACGUCUUCCUCAAGAACGUCCGCGCCUGUCGCUUUUACGAAAAGCUCGGCGCUGUCGAGGUGUACCGCGAAGCCAACUCGAUCUACAGCCCCGAGCCGGAAACGAUCCUCACGCUUGCGUGGUCGCGGGCAGGGGAUAUUCUGACGCCACCGACGGCAGCUGGAGUGGCGAGCAAGUAGAAUACGAGAGCUAUUCAUAAAACCCCCGAUAAAACCAACAAGCAGACGACUCUGCAAAUCACAGGUGGCGUCCAAGAUCGUCCGGA